Messenger RNA from Bombus huntii, 8396 nucleotides. It is a transcript of the gene Nhe2, whose product is annotated as probable Na(+)/H(+) antiporter nhx-9. Gene Ontology annotation, cellular component: membrane. Lineage: Eukaryota; Metazoa; Arthropoda; Insecta; Hymenoptera; Apidae. The transcript has 18 exons. The record is from RefSeq and is a predicted model, not a curated record. Gene Ontology annotation, biological process: sodium ion transport; proton transmembrane transport; regulation of pH. Gene Ontology annotation, molecular function: sodium:proton antiporter activity. The coding region runs from base 1746 to 4880 and encodes 1044 amino acids.
GGCCUCGUCGGCAGCUACGCACGUUUUUGGCAACGUUCGUCGAUGCCCAUAGCUCUGAUCGUGGCAAUGGUGUUGAUCGUGUGCACGACGUCGACGUAGCUGCCGAGAGCCGGCGCGCGACUCGACGACUCCUUUUCGCGCAGUGCUGCCGUGACGGUCGAUCGAAGCGCACCGCUGAAACCUGGGAAUGCCACGCAACCUUCCAUUUUAACGACUCCACGAUGCAUCUGCCCGGCUGCCACGUCGUCGUCCCGUGCCCUCCGUUCGAGUCUCCGGAUGGUUAUCUGAGUUACAGGAGGCUCGUGUAUCGACAAGUACCAGCGUGAACCCUCCUACGCUAGCUGCCGCCCAGAAACUCGUCCGAACCAGCGGUAUAUCCACCCUGUGGUUUCCUCGCUCGUUCGCGAACAGUACCGUAUCUACCUUUUGGAAAUUGUUCUCGUUGAAUUAGAAUAUCUCGAGUCUCGUUGACGAAUGACGACAGCAAGGUAGAAGGAACGUUCUACUAUCGCAAGAGGGACAGAGUCGACCAAAGAAGCCUGUUUCCAGUGAAGUAUUUUUCUGAUUAUAUCGUUAGUAAAGUGAUCAGGCGAAUCUGUGCGCUCGAUCGAUCGUAAUCGCAAGGCCGUUGCUUGUGCAAGGAACAUAAACACGAUGGUUAAGUAGUGGAGGCUCGAUAAGGGCUGCUCGAGUGCCUGAUCACCCCCUGGUCUGGUUCUGUUGCAGCUGCGUACCGAGAACACUCUCUCUUCUUCGUCGAUAACCAGCCAAUAAACGGCGGGGAGAGCACGCUCGCGAGGCAGAAGCAGCGUCGGACCCGCGGUCGCACUACUACGUCUCUCUCUCUCUGUGUCUCUCUGUUCUUCGCUGUACUCCAAAGGGUUCGUUGACACUGUGGCUAGGAAAUCGACUUUGGAACUCGUUGGCCGCCGAAAAAGGUCACCGACGAUACAAAUAUAGAAACGCGGUGGAACGAGGCCGACAGUGGAGCGAUAUCGAAGAGGAGAAGGGAAGCGCGGCUGUUUAAGGAUCCCUGCCGUGUCUCGUUUGUGAAUCGAUAGGAAUUUUUCUCCUCUGUUAAGCGGAAUCUCUAACGAAUCGUUCUGAUAUACGGAAGAAUCUUGAGAAUCUCAUGUGUGUUUAGGAAAACAGUUCGAAGAAGUUGUUGUUGCUAUCGCGAACCGUGUGUACAACGAGUGAUAGAAAACAGAAUCUGAGAGUAAAUGCCUGCCAUAGAAGCAAUAAGCGAGCCUGGCUCGUUUAAUCUGCAACUUCAAUAAAUAGGACUACCGUAGAAAUCGGACCUACUGCUGAGAGUGUGAAACGAUCGUCUUCCACGUGUGAUACAAUACGAUACAGUCUCCUCGAACGAUUCUUAAACGAUCAUCGUUUAGGAAACGGAAUAAUAGAAUAAUUGCGAAAUAAUCUUGCGUCGAGUACACAAACGAAUAAGUAAAUAAAUAAACGAAAUCUUGGACGUUGAAUAAAUAAAUAAUUCUUAGAGACUCGGAAGAUUAUACCGUGAGAGCAAAACUCGUGGUAGAAAAAAGCACGAGAAGGGUGCAGUGAGGUAGAUACACGAGGGUGCACUCCCUUCGAACAGCGGGAGCCAUUGAAACUAAGGUUUCUCGAGGUCGGAGGUCUCUGAUGGUACAGAGGGUGACUCAGCACCGGUGGACGAGCGCGAAAAAUCAGCGCGGUCCCCGUAACCAAGAUCGGCAUCAUAGUCGUCGAGUAACAUCGUCAUGGCUCCACGUAUCGUCAUCUCGACGAUGAUCGCGUUUGCGUUGAUCCUUGCUUGCUGGUCUGCUCAAGGUCACGCGGGUUUAGCGAGGUUCUACGAGUCCGUGCCCGAUCUACAACCGGACAGACGAAUUCCUAACAACGACUACGCGAUUCACGGACCGAUCGUCGACGAUCAUGAGUUCCCUCGAGAUCUCAGGGAGCCUUAUCCAGGCAAGAGUUUCGGUCCCAUGGGUCCGAUCGAUGGUUCGUUGCCCGAUGACGUAUCUUUUCGAAGUUUGGCCUCCGGACAAGAGGAAGCAGCCAAUUCCAUGGAACAUUUGUCGUCGAAUCAGGCGAUGGAAGGGCACGAAGAUGAAUCUAAGCCUAGCAAACCGGAGUAUAAGAUCAUGUCUGUGGAGUUUCAUCGGGUCGAGACACCGUUUAUCAUUGGAAUCUGGAUCUUCUUCGCGAGUCUCGCGAAAAUAGGCUUCCACAUGACGUCAAAGCUGAGCAAGAUCUUUCCGGAGUCCUGUUUGCUGAUCGUUGUCGGCGUCGUCGUUGGUGUCUUACUGUUCCAGGCGAGCAGCGUCCACGUGUCACCCUUAACUCCCGACACGUUCUUCCUCUACAUGCUACCGCCCAUCAUCCUGGAUGCCGGCUAUUUCAUGCCGAACCGACUAUUCUUCGACCACCUGGGAACGAUACUCCUGUUCGCCGUCAUUGGGACUAUAUUUAACACCUUGUCGAUAGGAGCUUCGUUGUGGGUGUUAGGUAAGAGCGGCCUGUUCGGUUUCGAAACUCCGCUGUUGCAAAUGUUCCUGUUCUCCGCGUUGAUCAGCGCCGUCGAUCCUGUCGCCGUGCUAGCGGUCUUCGAGGAAAUUCACGUGAACGAAAUCUUGUACAUCGUCGUAUUCGGGGAGAGCUUGUUGAACGACGCUGUCACCGUCGUACUGUACCACAUGUUCGAGGCGUACAACGAGAUAGGACCAACGGAAAUACUCUACACGGACGUACUGUCAGGAUUUGCUUCGUUCUUCGUGGUGGCGAUCGGCGGCACGAUAAUAGGAGUGAUAUGGGGUAUCGCAACUGGAUUCGUUACGAGGUUCACUCAUCAGGUUCGCGUGAUCGAGCCCAUCUUCAUAUUCGUCAUGGCUUACCUGGCCUACCUAAACGCUGAGAUUUUUCACAUGUCCAGCAUUCUGGCGAUCACCUUCUGCGGCAUCACAAUGAAGAAUUACGUGGAGGCGAAUAUCUCGCACAAAUCGCACACAACCGUCAAAUACACGAUGAAGAUGUUGUCAAGCAGCUCGGAAACCAUCAUAUUUAUGUUCCUCGGAGUCGCUACGGUGAACAACCGUCACGACUGGAACACGUGGUUCGUCGUCAUGACCAUCGUAUUCUGCUCGGUUUAUCGAAUCGUUGGCGUGAUCUUACUGACAGCCUUGGCUAAUCAAUUUCGACUGCACAAGCUGAACAAGGUGGAGAAGUUCGUGAUGUCUUACGGUGGCUUACGAGGUGCUGUAGCGUUUGCUCUGGUCCUGCUGAUCGACCCAAAGCACGUGUCCUUGCAGCCAAUGUUCGUCACCACUACGAUAGCAGUCAUCUACUUCACGGUGUUCAUACAGGGAAUCACGAUCAAGCCGCUCGUAAAAAUCCUGAACGUGAAACGGGCAGAGAAGAAGAAACCUACCAUGAACGAGAGGAUCCACGAACGGAUAAUGGACCACGUGAUGGCUGGGGUCGAGGACAUUUUGGGCAAGCACGGCAAUUACCAUGUUCGAGACAAAUUCAAGCGGUUCGAUAAUAAAUUCGUUCGUCCGUACCUAGUGAGGGAUCACUGUGGCGCGGAACCGAAAAUAUUGGAAACGUACUCGAAGCUCGCGAUGAAAGACGCUUUGGAUUACAUUAGAAGGAACGCGUCCACCAUCGGCAAUAUCAGCGGAACUGAAAGCAUGUCCGCGAUAUUCCGCAACUAUAGCAACACAGGACAGUUCAAUGGAAGUCCGAGUUGCAGCCAGCUUGAAGCGGGCUGGAAUAUUGAUCUCCAAGAACUGGAGUACAACCCUUCCAAGAAGGACUUGACGGACGCCAGGAUCCACCACCUAUUGGCCGAAGAACUUUGCAAGCCAUACAAGAGGCAUGGAACGAAACUGUUGCAGCAUCGGCGUCUAAGCUACAGCCGACACGCGGUGAACGAUCGCGAUCUCUCGACCCAAGUCAAUUACAAAAUGCACAUGAACAUACGUCGGAUGAUGGGAGAGCACAAGCAUCGUCACAAGCGCAGUAAAAAAUUGCUCAAAGACGGUAAGCAGAAUCACGUGAGUUUUCCGGAGUUCCAGCAAAAUGGCUCGACGAAGUUGUUCACACAAGAUUACAUCAAUGGCGUCCUGUACGAAUUGGAGAACGGAGACACGUCAAAGCCUUCGAGCAAAGAGGACUGGGACUCGGCGAUUACUUUCACAGCUCGUACUUCCGACUCGUUGAACGUGAAUGUGGACAACCACCACGGCGCCACCACCACUACCUCGAUGGACACCAUAAAUACCGACGAUCCCGAUAUGAAAUUAGGACGAGACGAAACCUACAGGGUAACGACACCAACAGCCACGGAGACCAUGUUACCAUGGAAGCGAGAAGACGAUUACGAUUCCGGGCACCCGAUUAAACAGAAUGAAUUCCCCGCUUGGUGUUCAAACAAGGAGUACCUGGCUUACAGUUCCCCAUCAGCCACAUUCUUAGGUGGAAUCGAGCAACCAAAGGUCCAGUCAGUAAUUGGUCUAUUCCGUGGUGAGAGUGUGUGCACCCCGGAUGGUAUCGAUUGCCAGGAAACUGUGGACGAGCGUGACGAGUACACGUUGACGGGGACAGAACAGACGGAGGAUUCGCCCACGAAAACCUUCAGUGAAUACGAGAAAGACAGCAAGAAGGGACCCACUAGGCGAGUAUCCAUGAUGGAGCUGUGCUCCAUGGAGAAAUCGCAAUCGGACAAGUGUACGGAGGACGGAUCCCAUUCCCUGCCAGAGUGUUGGAAUCCUCAACGGAUCCGAAUGAGCUCGUUCGCAUACUCGGCCCAGGUUCCAAGUCUCUCCACCGCCCUUAUCACCUCUUCCUCCGAAUCGUCGGAGGAGAUAGACGAGGAGGAAGAGAAAGCUUGACCUUUGGGGAUCGUCGAGGAACAGACGUCAUCGUUCGCGGUCGACGAGCGUCGUCUUCGUCGGCCAUGGCGGCGGCCACCUCGGCGUUCGUUGUUCUCGUCUCUCUUACGUCGACCUAGCGCUCCGGUCUGAACAGAGGACGUGCCUCUAAUAUCUUUCGCCCCAUUCUAGGGAGAUACGAUCAACCUUUCAACCGAAAACGAAAAUAAUAUUUGUUCCCCCUUUGACGAUCGCCGAUCUCGCUCCCUUCGAGGAUGGACACUUUAAUAGAACUCACACUGGAGACGUCGAGCUGUUUUGACAGCUCUUGUUCUCUUCCACAGGACCAGAUUACAUGACGGAAAGUACCCCUCGUUUUGACUACCGAUGCUUUCAUUCGCACGCAGAAACGAAUGCUUUGGAGUUGUACGGGGUGUCCCAAAAAUUAGUCCCUUGUUUGUUUUUUUUUUUUUUAAAUAAUUUCCGAGGGAAAUGAGAAAUUGUUGGAUCUUUGUGCAAGGUAUAAUAAGAGAAGCUUUACCUUUGUAUCUUUGUACAAUUUCUUAAUGGAAUAAGGUAGACACAUUUUAGCAAUAAUUUAUUGAAUCGUUGGAAUUGCGUUUCUCUCUCUUUUUGGUCUACCAGCCACGGCGAGGGAAUCUUCAAGACGUUUGAUAAUUUAGAGAAUAAUAGGAUUACUUGACACAAAUUCACGACAGAAAGAGAAAUGAAAUUAUGCGACUGAUGAUUCAUUGAUCAAUGUAUGGGACAAUCUCUCGGGACACCCUAAAUUAGAUCGUCCAAUAAGUUCGUCGUCUCUACGACGUUAUUUUACGAAUACAGAACGAUAAGCGAUCAAGAUGACCAAUGACCAACCUUCAAUAAGAUCAAGGCCAACCCAGAAAAAGCACUUGUAAAGAACGAUUCGGUGGAUAUCAUUUUGAUUGCUGCAUAUUUAAGAAUCGUAACUGGAAAUGAAAUUCUAGUACAAAACAGCCCAGGAGUCUGACGUUUUGAAUAUUCCAGAAUUAACUAUCCAUCGAUAUCUAAAACAGAAUGAGACUGGACCGAAGUUAAAAACAUCUAAAUAUGAAAGAAAUGUGAACGAACUUAUUAGGCGACCUAAUACGUUACUUAGGUAGAAUUCUUCGAUCUCAGAGGAGACAAACAAGUAUUUUCUCGGUUGGUUUAAUCGAUAGAAUCGUUGACACAAUGAUAUAUAAUACAGUUGACGUUGUAGUAGCGUGAUUUUCAAUAUAGCGAUGUUACCAUUUUUCGACGAGAAUGAUUCAGUCGAGGUUGCGUUCUCUUUUGAUACUCGGUGAUCGUGUGAAUCCAUUUUGAAUAUUCGACCAUGAGAGUGAUACAAGUGAAAUAAAGAGUGCAAGAGCGAGAGAAAGAGCGAAAGUAAGAAAGAGAGAAAGAGAGAGAGAGAGAGAGAGAAAGAGCUAUUUUUUUAAACCGACGAUACACCUCGUUUCCUCCGUAGCACGACUGACGGAUGAAAAGUAUUAACGAAUAGACUUGGAGGAACGUUUUUUGGUAGUUGAUUUUUCAAAUGCUUCCUGAGAAGAAUGAUUCGUCCAUUGGAAGGGAGAUGCUUUCGAUCAGCAGGAACGAAAGAUUUUUGAAGCACCGACGAUUCUUCGUCGAUGUGUUGCUUUCUGCGUGCUGAGAAAGAUCGUGAACCAGAAAAAUCACGCGAUUUCUUUCUCUUAGACGCCAUAAUAGCGUGUAUCCCUUGUAGCGACGACUCGUUUUAACGAUCGCUCAUUAACUUGGUAUCGUGGCCUUAAGAUUCCUAAAAAUAUCUUAGCAGCAACUUCGAACCUUCCGGUAUACUGUAAAAAGGAUGAAGAGGAAAAACAAGGAGAAUGAGAUUGAAGGUAUAAAAAGGGUGACUUGUUUUUGUGGGAAAAACUCGAGGGACCUUGAUACGUGUUGCGUUUAAAUGACGAUUAAAUCAUGACAUGUAAACGUGGUGAUCUCUUUCUUUUUUUUUUUUUCUUUCUUUUUCGGUUUUUUUGGUAACACCAACGCUAAAUAGUCUUUCGAAAAUGAAGUAUAUAUAUAUAUAAAUAUAUAUAUGUAUAAUAUGUACAAGUUUGGUAUUAUACUCGAUACGCAACGCUGAAAUCGUCGUGCGAUUCGCUUUCGAGUUUAUAGACGCGAGUCUAGAUUUAGACACGCCAUGUGGCGUAUAUACUGAUGUAAAGUAAAAAUGGGGACGAUUAAUUAUUCCUGUUGUGUUUUGAAAAUAUGGAAAUGUUGGGCAGAAGAGAAUGAGAGACUUCAGGCUGUUCUUUCGUUUCGAUAUUUCAUAAGAGAGUAUUUUCUAGGAUUUAUUUAUCAUUCAUAUCAUUUUCUGCCAUUCGUUUACUCUAACGCUAUUGGUUCGUAUAAGAAAAAUUAAGAAUACAAUUGAUCGAUAGAUUUCAAUUUAUCUUCAUUUCACAGAAUAAUCUAUUUAUUAUUUUUAUUUCUACACAGCGAGAGUUGAAAAUAGAAUAAAAUUGUCUCCAUUUCGGGUAUAUCUAUUUGUUCAUUUCGUUUUAUAAAAUAUUCUUCUCUUUGUGGAACAAAAAAUAGAGCGAUUCUUCGAUAAUUUCUUUUUCUUGCGUAGCGAAAAUAAAAUAAUUGCGCGGAGUAUACGAUCGACCGAUAAAAUCCAAAUUGAUCUGGAAAUAGAAAAAAAUUGCGAUUUAUUUACAUUUACCGAACAUUCGAUCUAUCGAAUUCCUCAGUUUUCUUCCAACGAGACUUCCGUGUUUUCAAAAACAACGAUGUCCCCCUUUAGAUUACUCACUUUACUCUCACGCUAGAUUUUUUGCAGCGAUUCUUGCGAAUUUUCAACUACGAAAAAAAAAAAAAAAUACUACACUCGGCGUCCAAAACAUUAAGUCUCGACAUGUAUAUUCGACAUGAUGUUAUACUAAAAGUACGCGUAAAUUUUAGAGAAAACUUUUCGCCUAUAUUUAUCUGUUUCAAAAAAAUUCACGAGGACCACUGCAUCAAACUAGUUCGAACACAGUGAUCUCUUGAAUCAUACAGACGAAGAAUCUCUACGAUCGAAACAAUAACAAGAAAACAACAAAGCAAACUGUCGAAAAGAUGCUGGAAAAUAAGAAUAUCGAGCAUCUCUAAUAGAACUCACCAUAUUACAAUCGUCGAAAUCUCUUUCACGCUCACACACACACGCACACACACUCGUUCGCAAACACACACACACACGCUCACACACACACACACACACACUUGAAAGUUGUUUAAACGAAACGCUCCUCCUCUCCUUAAGUAUGGCCUUAAAAGAAGCAGAAAACAGAAAAUAAAAAAUAACUAACUUAAUAAAUAAAUAACCGACUAACAGUCUCGUGUAGAAAAACAGCCGCGGAAGCGUCGUAGGUCUGUACUUAACGCAUUCAAUGAAACCACCGUAUGUACAUAACGAGACAAGAGACAAAAGAUACUGGGAAAGAUCGUAAGAAGAUCGAGGGAAAAGCCAAAAAAAAAAAAAAAAAAAGGAAAAAAAGCAAGAAA